AUGUCCUCGUCCCCUGCACCUCCUGGUAACUACGAUGUCUUCAUCAGCUUCCGAGGUGAAGACACUCGAAGAACCGUCGCUAGCUAUUUGUACAAACAACUUGUCACCAGAGGGAUUUUCACCUUCAAAGACGAUCCAAGGAUCGAGCUAGGAGACUCCAUCCCCGAAAAACUCGAAGAGGCCAUCAAGAAUUCAAGGUUUGCCGUUGUGGUUAUCUCAAAGAGCUACGCUACUUCAAAGUGGUGUUUGGACGAGCUUCAUCUGAUAAUGAAACUUAGAUUGGAAGAAAAGAUAUGUGUCAUCCCAGUCUUCUACGACGUUAUCCCCUCUGACGUUAAAAAUCUUCGAGGGACUUUUGCUUUAACAUGCCACCGAGGUUGUAAAUUAGCGCAGAAGAUUCCCAAAUGGAGAGUAGCCCUUAAACGUAUCGGAAACCGAAAAGGCGCAGAGUCUAGUAAAUACAAGGACGAUGUCACGAUGGUUGAAGAAAUUGUUAAAGUUAUUUCACGCAAGUUGUUCUCUAUGGUGCCAACGGCUCCUGAGGAUAUCGUUGGAAUGGAAGCUCAUUUGGCACAAAUCAACCCUCUCUUGGCCAUGGACAUCCACAUCAAGAAUGACAAUGACAAUGACACCAACACCAAGGAAGAUAAGCUUCUUUCUAAUAUCCUUGGCGAAGAAGAUCUUAAGUUUCAGACCGUUGAGCAGGGAGCUAGUUAUAUCCAUUCAAGGCUUAAGAACCUAAAAGCUUUAGUUGUCCUUGAUGAGGUGGAUGAUGUGAAACAGGUGAAUGCCUUGGCAAAGGUUGGAUGGUUUGGACCAGGGAGCCGAAUCAUCAUAACCACACGGGACAAUAGCUUGCUUAGCUCCUCUAGAGUGAAAAAUGUGUACAAAGUUAAGUAUUUGGAUGAUGAUAUAGCUCUCCAACUCUUCCAGCGGAUUGCAUUUAAAGGAAGGAAUCCUCCUAGGGACAGAGAGUACCAACAUCUUUCGGAACGUUUCUGUAGGCUUUCUCAAGGUCUUCCUUUGGCCCUUGUGACUUUCGGCUUUCAUCUCCAAGACAAGUCCCUAGGAGGGUGGCAAGAUGAUUUGAAAAUGUUUGAGGAAGCUCCACAUGAAGAAAUCAUGACGGUCUUGAAAACUAGCUAUGAUAAGUUAGACAGAGUUGGUAAGACUGCUUUUCUUCAUGUCUCAUGCCUUUUUAAUGGAGAUCCUGUCGAACGAGUCAUAACACUUCUUGAACGAGGUAGAGCGGGAAUGAAGGUUUUAGUAGACAUGUCUCUCAUCGACAUAUCGGCUGAUGGGCGUAUAGCUAUGCACCCUUUGUUAGAGCAAACUGGGAGACAAAUUGUGCAUCAAGAAUCAGAAAACAGCCCUGCCAAACAACGAAUCUUGUGGCAACAGAAGGACAUCUGUCGAGUACUUGAAGACAACGCAGGUACAAGCAAAACCGAAGCCAUGGCAUUAGAUGUUUCUGAGCCGAUGUCCAGUGAUUUUCAUAUCAAGUGGAACAUGUUCAAGCCGAUGCAUAAUCUCAGUUAUUUGAAGAUCAACAGCAAGCUCAAAAAGCUCUGGAGUGGAACCCCGAGACUUCUGCAUCUGAGGAAACUCGAUUUGACAGGAUCUGAGGACCUGAAAGAACUUCCAGAUCUUCAGGAAGCAGUGUGUCUCGAGGAGUUGAUAUUGGAAGGCUGCACUUCCUUGAAACAGAUUCCAAAGUCCAUUUGCAGCCUAUCAAAACUGCAGAAAAUUGAUGUGUCAAACUGUGAUGGGCUUACGCAUCUAAGGAUCAAAAUAACGGAAUCUACAAGUACUGUCAUCGAAGACACAAGCUUGAGCGUUAGAGCUGUCUACCUGAAAUUUUUUAGCACAGAAACGUUUGUAGCAGAUUCUCAGGGCAUUUCUCUUGAGAAUCCAUCAAUCACAGGCAACUUAAAACUGGAGUUGAAGCUUCUAAAAGGAUAUGCAGAGCAUCUAUGUUUUACUUCCGAGAAACACAUCUCUCGUGAGCUGAUGAAGUUGGAGCUCGAGUCACCUCCCUAUGGUUUUAAUUCACUCGACAUAAUGCGGUUUGACAGCAACACGAAGAGAAGUUUCAAGUGUAUUAGCUUUGCAGGGUUUCCCUGGUUGAUAGAGUUAAAUCUAAUAAACCUAAACAUCCAGGUAAUCCCAGAUGACAUCCACCAUAUGCGAGUCUUAGAGAAGUUGGACCUCAGUGGGAAUAGCUUCAAAGGGUUACCUAGUACAAUGAAGCUUCUUAGCAAUUUGAAACAGUUGACGCUUUGUAACUGCCGCAGUCUGGACGAAUUGCCAGAACUAUCUCAGCUGGAGAUCCUAACACUUUCUGACUGUACAAACCUCCGAACAUUGGUGAAGCUUGAUCAGGAAAUUAGAUACAGUUUGCUCGAGCUUUGGCUUGACAACUGCAAGAACAUUGAGUCACUAUCAGAUGAGCUACGUCAUUUCACAAAGUUGACAUAUUUAGAUCUCAGCAGACAAGAUUUCGAGACGUUACCGACAAGCAUCAUUGGCCACACCUCCUUGGUAACUCUAUGCCUCAAUUACUGCAGCAACCUCGUAUCACUGACAGGGCUUCCACGGAGUCUCAAGUGUAUAAAUGCACAUGGCUGCAAGUCUCUAACAGCUUCCACUCUUCCCAGCAUAAUACAUUCUAUUGAUCUAACUCCUUGCCCCCAUUGGAACCAGAACUCCAGUCAAAUCACUCGGUUCCCAGUUGGAAGACGCAGUAAACAGCUCAUUUCCUCGUUUUGUCCCCUUGUACUAGGAGGAACCAGUAUGUGCUUGCUUCAAGGAGACUACCAAAGGUACAACGAGUUAUCAAGUGGCUAUAUCAAUCCUAUUGCAGCAUUUAAAGCCAUGGUUGUGGGGUUUUUCUUGGUAUGGCUGUUGAGUUCACUGACGUUGGCUCUAGGUCUUGUGGUUAUCAGUGUUCCUGGUGAGUUGGACACGCCACUUCUGUUCCCAACAUCCAGAAACAGAGCCUCAUCUUCCCAUUCAGUUCAGCAGGCGCUUGCAGAACCAUCUUCUGCACCCUGGCUGAGGAGGCCUUCAGGGUGGCUUAUCUUGGAGCUUCUCAUCAUCGUCUUUCUCUCCACAUCCGCCCUCUACUCACUGCAGCUGAAUAUAUAA
Molecule: messenger RNA, 3147 nt
Organism: Camelina sativa (false flax)
Lineage: Eukaryota; Viridiplantae; Streptophyta; Magnoliopsida; Brassicales; Brassicaceae
Source: RefSeq, a predicted model, not a curated record